Amblyraja radiata (thorny skate) is the source of this 2378-nucleotide messenger RNA. RefSeq names its product solute carrier family 45 member 3. Gene Ontology annotation, biological process: transmembrane transport. Gene Ontology annotation, molecular function: sucrose:proton symporter activity. The transcript has 5 exons. The coding region runs from base 461 to 2173 and encodes 570 amino acids. Gene Ontology annotation, cellular component: membrane. NCBI's taxonomy places the organism in Eukaryota, Metazoa, Chordata, Chondrichthyes, Rajiformes, Rajidae. The record is from RefSeq and is a predicted model, not a curated record.
CCACUUCCUGAAGCAACAGGACGAAGGAGUGUCCUGGAAAGUUGAUUUCAACACUUGUAGUAGAGGCGACUUCGUGAAACAGGAGCAGAGGUGUUUCACAGGAGCAGAGGUGAUUUUCAGCAGCCUGUUCCCCAUCGCUGAAGGGUGCAGUUUGACGAGAAUCCAUCACGAACCUUCUGACGUCUUGAGGUUGGGGGGUCGGGGGGGGUGUGAAGUUCAAGGGCUUUUUCUUUUUUUUUUUACCAAGGCCAUGGACUGUGUACAUCGGCGAUCGGUUGGUCGACCUUCCCGGAUUGUCAGUGCCUGAACAUGGGGCCAUUCACCGCCAUGCCAACCGCGAGAAGAACUCUCCACUCUUGUGGCAUGAGCGACUGCGUGAGCUGCAGGACAUUUGUGAAAUGGGGCGAGGAGAUUUUAACUCUGCAUUUUGGCUCCGACGCGAUCUAGAAGCUUCCUCGUGAUGGAGAAGUCCCAACCCAACCUGCUUUCCAACAAGAAGAGGUCUCAGCUGCUGCUCCUCAACAUGCUGACCUGCGGCCUGGAGAUCUGUGUGGCUGCUGGCAUCACCUUUGUCCCACCACUGUUGCUCAAGGCUGGGGUCCAGGAGAAGUACAUGACCAUGGUGUUGGGGAUUGGACCAGUGCUGGGAUUGAUCUUUGUUCCGAUGAUCGGUUCGGCCAGUGACCACUGGACCAGCCGAUAUGGCCGCCGCCGCCCCUUCAUCUGGGGCCUGUGCCUGGGCGUCCUGCUCAGCCUCUUCAUCAUCCCCCACGCCAGCCGGCUGGCCGCGGCCUUCAGCCCGAAGGACUACCCGACGGAUGUGAUCUUCCUGAUUGUGGGCAUCUGCAUGCUGGACUUCUGCGGCCAGGUGUGCUUCACCCCGCUGGAGGCCCUGCUCUCCGACCUGUUCCACGAUACCGAGGAGUGCCGGCGGGCCUUCUCCGUGUACUCCUUCAUGAUCAGCCUGGGAGGCUGCAUCGGCUACCUGCUGAUGGCCAUCGACUGGAGGAAGACCUUCCUGUCCUCGUACCUGGGUGAGCACGAGGACUGCCUCUUCACGCUGCUGGCCGCCAUCUUCCUGGUGUGCGUCUGCGCCACCUUCUUCGUGACGGAGGAGACCCACAGCGGGCCGGACGCGCUGGCGGACCUCUCGCCCAAGGAGGCCGUCAUCAUCAAGCCCCUGGCCCGGCGCGGCUGCUGCUGCGGCACCAGCGCGCUGUUCCGCGCCCGGCACUCCGUCCUCGUGCUGAGGAACUGCUGCACUCUGAUCCCCAAACUCUACCACCUCUACUACCGCAUCCCCAGAGUCACGCGCCACCUGGUGGUGGCCGAGUUCUACAGCUGGAUGGCCCUCAUGUCUUUCAUGAUGUUCUACACCGACUUCGUGGGCGAGGGUCUAUACCAGGGCAUCCCCAACGCAGCCCCCGGCAGCGAGGCCAGGCGGCGCUACGAUGAAGGGGUGCGGAUGGGGAGCAUCGGGCUCUUCCUGCAGUGUGCGUUCUCCAUCUUCUGCUCCACCAUCAUGGACAGGCUGGUGACACGGUUUGGCAGCAAAACCGUCUACCUGGCCAGCAUUGCCUUCUUCACCGCGACCGCCAUUGUCAUGUGCCUUUCGAAGAGCGUGGUACUGGUGACAGCCAUGUCGGCCUUAACCGGCUUCACCUACUCCACACUACAGAUCCUGCCGUACACCCUCAACUCCCUCUACCACAAGGAGAAACAGGUAUUUUUCUGCAAGCACAAGUUUACCGAACUCGAAGACGCCAAUUGUCAGGGGGAGAAAAAGACGCCUUCUCAGAAUGGAAUCUUGAACCACAAGUCCUUCAAUCAAAAUGGCAGCCUGAUCAACAGCGGUCCCGUGUUACCGUCCAAGGGGCCCCUCCCUGACAGGAGCUCGAGGCCGCAGAGCCGGGGGUCCCAGUGCGAGGUGGUGGUCUCGGCCGACGUAGAAGCGGCCACGAUGGGACGAGGGAUCUGCCUUGACCUAGCCAUACUGGACAGUGCUUUCCUUCUCUCUCAGGUCAUCCCCUCCCUGCUCAUGGGCACCAUAGUCCAGUUUACACAGACAGUCACCGCUUACAUGAUCUCUGCCGCUACCUUUGGGAUGGUGGCUAUUUAUUUCGCAACCAAAGUAGUUUUUGAUAAAAAUGAUUUAGAGAAAUAUUUAGCGUGAGGCGAUGCCGGGAUUAAUGUCUUUCCGCUGUCGGGGUGAUCUGAUGGUUGGAGGUGAGUGAUAUUGACUUGGGCCAUAAGGUUAUCAGCACGGCUCGGUGGCACAGCGGGGAGAGUCGCUGCCUCACAGCGCCAGAGACCCGGGUUCGAUCCUGACUACGGACCCGACCCGACCCGCAGUGUAAUCAACGAAGCGGGGUUGCUGU